CAACGUCCAAGAAACAAAUAAUUUAGCGUUAGGAACACUUUUUAGACGGUUGUUCACGAUGCUCUAAGUCUUCAUUGUUGAGUCAGUCUAAGGUUUAGCGAUCCUUUUCAUACAGCACAACCACGAACCACCACACUUGUCCUUGGUGUCGCAAUGGAUUGAAAAGAGCUUGCGGGCCCGUGAAUCGAGACACCGAUGGAGAGCGCCGCCGGCGAGGAGCGGCCGCGGAGCCACCGGUUCGUGCUCGUGCACGGCGUAUGCCACGGCGCGUGGAGCUGGUACAAGGUCGCCACCGCCCUGCGGUCGGCCGGCCACCGCGUCGACGCGCUCGACAUGGCCGCGUGCGGCGCCAGACCGGGGCGCGCCGAGGAUGUGGGCUCGUUCGAGGAGUACAGCCGGCCGCUGCUGGACUUGCUGGCGGCGCUGCCGCCGGGGGAGAAGGCGGUGCUGGUGGGCCACAGCUACGGCGGCCAGAGCCUCGCGCUGGCCAUGCAGGCGCACCCGGACAGGGUCGCCGUCGCCGUCUUCGCCUCCGCCGCCAUGCCGGCCGCCGGGAAGCCCCUCAAGUUCGUCUCCGAACAGUUCGCGCAAGAAAAGGGGCCGGGUUUCUUCAUAGACAGCGUGAUCGAGACCAUCGCCGGCGACGACCCGCAGCGCGCUUGCAAGACGUUCCUGCUCGGGCCGGAGUACAUGGCGCAGCGGCUGUACCAGCUCAGCCCGGUCGAGGACCUGACGCUGGCGACGAUGCUGGUGAGGCCGUCGCGGCAGUUCUUGGACGACGCCGCUAUGAACGGGGAGGGGGUCCUGACGGCGGAGAGGUACGGCGCGGUGAGCCGCGUGUACGUGGUCGCCGAGGAGGACGCCUCGUGGUCGCCGGAGUUCCAGAGGCGGAUGGCGUCGUGGAACCCCGGCACGGAGGUGAGGGGCCUCCAGGGGUCCGAUCACAUGCCCAUGUUCUCCAAGCCCAUGGAGCUCUCAGAUCUCCUCGUGGAGAUAGCCAACAAGUACUCCUAUGUCUGAAUCAGGAAACUUCAUCUCCAGUUAUGAAUUCUGAAUAAUUCUUCAGGGAAAUCAAGAGAUGUUUGGUUUCUACUUCUAACUGCAUCAUCAUCGUCAUCAAAAGAAGAAUAUGUUCUCUGCCCAAACAAAAAGUCCAUAUAUGUGUGUAGCAACAAGAUUGUGAUACAGAAUCAUCUCUGUUACAUUUCUCUUUGAUUUCACAAAAUCUUAGCACCAAAGACCUUGCGAGGGAAAUUACGGGUCGCGAAAAAGUACUUGAGACAUUGAUGUCACAAAGAACAUUGUGAUACAGAAACAUUUAUUUAUGUUACAUUUUA
Molecule: messenger RNA, 1337 nt
Organism: Hordeum vulgare subsp. vulgare (domesticated barley)
Lineage: Eukaryota; Viridiplantae; Streptophyta; Magnoliopsida; Poales; Poaceae
Product: probable esterase PIR7A
Exons: 2
Coding region: 196-1020 (274 amino acids)
Biological process (GO): jasmonic acid metabolic process; salicylic acid metabolic process
Molecular function (GO): methyl salicylate esterase activity; methyl jasmonate esterase activity; methyl indole-3-acetate esterase activity
Source: RefSeq, a predicted model, not a curated record